Molecule: messenger RNA, 450 nt
Organism: Lodderomyces orthopsilosis Co 90-125
Lineage: Eukaryota; Fungi; Ascomycota; Pichiomycetes; Serinales; Debaryomycetaceae
Product: monothiol glutaredoxin
Exons: 2
Coding region: 1-450 (149 amino acids)
Source: RefSeq, a predicted model, not a curated record
AUGUUUAGAAGAGCCCUUUUCAAUACGAGAUUCACUCCAAGGAUAAACCUUCAAACCAGAUUCAUCUCCACUGAGAUCAGAGAUGCCAUUUCAAGUGCCAUAAAAGCCACUCCAGUUGUGCUAUUCAUGAAAGGUACGCCUGAGUUCCCUCAAUGUGGAUUUUCGAGAGCCACGAUCCAAACCUUGGGCCAACAAGGAGUUGAUCCAUCAAAAUUUGCUGCUUAUAAUGUAUUGGAAGACCCUGAAUUAAGGGAUGGAAUAAAAGAGUUUAGUUCGUGGCCAACUAUACCACAAUUAUACGUCAAUGGAGAAUUUGUUGGUGGUUGUGAUAUUAUUAUGAGUAUGGCUCAAAGUGGAGAAUUGGCUGAUUUUUUAGAAAAGGAAGGUGCUUUGAUUCCUGAAGAAAAAGAUGAUGUUGAAAGUGCUGACGUUAAGCCAAAUAGAAAGUAG